Messenger RNA from Amphimedon queenslandica, 461 nucleotides. RefSeq lists its product as uncharacterized. NCBI's taxonomy places the organism in Eukaryota, Metazoa, Porifera, Demospongiae, Haplosclerida, Niphatidae. The record is from RefSeq and is a predicted model, not a curated record. The annotation marks the transcript as partial. The transcript is spliced from 9 exons.
GAUGCUCAUAGUACAAACUCAAAUGGUCAGUAUGACAGCGAGGAAGAAGACGAUGCUCAUAGCACAAACUCAAAUGGUCAGUAUGACAGCGAGGAAGAAGACGAUGCUCAUAGUACAAACUCAAAUGGUCUGUAUGACAGCGAGGAAGAAGACGAUGCUCAUAGCACAAACUCAAAUGGUCAGUAUGACAGCAAGGAAGAAGACGAUGCUCAUAGCACAAACUCAAAUGGUCAGUAUGACAGCGAGGAAGAAGACGAUGCUCAUAGUACAAACUCAAAUGGUCAGUAUGACAGCGAGGAAGAAGACGAUGCUCAUAGUACAAACUCAAAUGGUCUGUAUGACAGCGAGGAAGAAGACGAUGCUCAUAGUACAAACUCAAAUGGUCAGUAUGACAGCGAGGAAGAAGACGAUGCUCAUAGUACAAGUAUGUACAUGUAUUAUGUUGUCCAGUCUAUUUAUAU